This is a messenger RNA of Malassezia restricta, 1329 nucleotides long. Its product is annotated as pre-mRNA-processing factor SLU7. Lineage: Eukaryota; Fungi; Basidiomycota; Malasseziomycetes; Malasseziales; Malasseziaceae. Bases 1 to 1329 code for a protein of 442 amino acids. Gene Ontology annotation, molecular function: pre-mRNA 3'-splice site binding. Gene Ontology annotation, cellular component: spliceosomal complex. Gene Ontology annotation, biological process: mRNA splicing, via spliceosome. The transcript has a single exon. The record is from RefSeq and is a predicted model, not a curated record.
AUGUCGGGCAGUGGGUUCCGCGAUGCAUUCCGGCCGCGUGAUACAGAUUCAGCUCGGAAACCCAAAAAUCCAAACGAAGAAGUGAAUCCGAAUGUACCCCUUUAUAUGGCUCAGACGCCAUGGUAUUUGGCUAGUGGUGGCAACGCAUCUUUAGAGCAUCAGCGCAAGCCUGUCCAGAGCGGAAAGGCAGUUGCAGGAUUAGAUGACUGGUACAAGCGUGGAAUUGCAACUUCAACUGCAACACGUUUCCGUAAAGGAGCAUGUGAGAACUGUGGUGCCAUGUCGCAUAAGACGCGCGACUGUCUGGAACGACCACGCAAGCGCGGAGCGAAAUGGACAGGCAAGGAUAUUAAACCUGAUGAACUGACAGAAAAUCUUGACCAUCUUGAUUACAACUACGAUGCAAAACGUGAUCGCUGGAAUGGAUAUGAUCCCGCGAGUCAUAUGGCUGUCGUUGAGCGUUUUGAGGCCGUGGAAGAGGAGCGUCGGCGCUUGCGUGAAGAGGCGCUUGAUGCGCAGGCAUCCACAGACGUCAAUAUGGCUAAGAGAAUCGCCAAAAAAGAAAAAAGCCACCGGCACCAUGAUGACGAUUUUGACAGCAGUAGCAGCGACGAUGAUGAUGACGAUAAUGAAAAGUAUGCUGAAAAGGCGAAUAUGGUCGGUCAAAAAAUGGACUCAGACAAGCGCUUCACGAUCCGUAAUCUUCGUAUUCGUGAAGACCGGGCCAAGUAUUUGUAUGAUCUUAAUGCAGAUUCGGCAGCGCAUUAUGACCCUAAGACACGGUCUAUGCGAGAAGCGCCAUUGCCUAACACGUCAGUGGAAGAGCUCAAGUCGGGAAGUGACGCUUUCGAGCGUGCUUCUAAUGGACCAACGGAUGUGAAACAGAUGCAGAUGUUUGCUUGGCAAGCUGAGCAACGCAGUGGUACAUUGCUUCAUAUGCAGGCGAACCCCACAGAUCAUGAGCUCCAAUUCAGACAGGCUCAGCAGCGGAAAGAGCAAGAGGCCAAGGAAACUAAAAGUAGUAUCUUGGAAAGGUAUGGUGGAGCUGAACAUCUGGAUUCAAUACCAGCAGAAUUGCGCACAGGUCAGACAGAAGCAUACGUCGAGUACAGUCGCACGGGUGAGAUUAUACGAGGCCAGGAACGCGCCAAGCCACGCUCACGGUACGAAGAAGACGUCCAUGAAAAUAACCACACAAGUGUGUGGGGCUCAUGGUAUGAUUUGGAGCGCGGCCUUUGGGGCUACCAAUGCUGCCACAAUACGUUGCGUCGCUCUUACUGCACGGGCGAGGCCGGUAAAGCGGCAAAUGCAACAGCUGUUCUAUAUUAG